Messenger RNA from Bombina bombina (fire-bellied toad), 2212 nucleotides. It is a transcript of the gene DTWD2, whose product is annotated as DTW domain containing 2. The transcript has 7 exons. The coding region runs from base 212 to 1180 and encodes 322 amino acids. Lineage: Eukaryota; Metazoa; Chordata; Amphibia; Anura; Bombinatoridae. The record is from RefSeq and is a predicted model, not a curated record.
UGCUCGUGUCUGUAUUAGCCGUGUUGCAUGGUGCACAGUGUGUGGCUAUGAGAUAUUAUAAGCACCAAUAAUGCUAAUAUCUUGGACUGGGCUUUAUCAGUACCGGAGCUUCCCAGGACCAACUGGUUUAUGAAGAUAAGCCAUUUUUUUUUAAAAAAUUGAAUAUUAACUGGCAGAUUACCCGACUCUGAGCAUAUCAAUAAAUAUCAGAAUGGAAUUGGAUAAAAUAUCAGAUAAUGGAACCAUUGAGUGUAACAUGGCUCUCCCCAGUCCAGCAUAUCAUGAUGUGAGUGACAUAUCCUCUGACUCAGAUACCCAGGAGCCAAAGCAAGUUGGACAGUCAAGCACUGGGCUCAGUAUAAGAGGAGAACCCCAAAGUUCUACUGACAUCCUAGAGGAUAAGAGUGAAUUAUCAGAUGAGGAAGAAGGAGCCUUCAGGGGAAUGUCUGCACUUCCAGUUGACAACAGCAUAGCCAAGAGAGCACUGUGCACUAGGUGUAGCCGACCUCAGAAGGUGUGCCUCUGUCCCUCUCUGCCGGCCCAACCUCUCAACAUCUCCACCUGCUUGUACAUUGUUCAGCAUCCAGCAGAGGAGAGCAGAGUUCUUCGUACAGUACCACUUUUAGAGGCAUGUCUUCCUCAAAAUAAGUGCAAGGUCCUGAUUGGGCGACGCUUUGGUGAAGAAAGAUAUCCAGAACUAGCCACUGUUUGCCGAAAUCCUGGUACUUUAAUCCUAUAUCCUGGAGUGGAAGCUGCUAAUUUGGAAGAAGUAUCCCUGGCAUAUGUUCAGCACCCAUUCUCUCUGAUCAUAAUAGAUGGAACCUGGAGUCAGGCCAAAGAUAUAUUCUACAAAAAUGCUCUUUUCCGCCUACCAAAACAGGUGCAGUUAAAAUCCACAAUAUCAAGUCAAUAUGUGAUCCGAACUCAGCCAACCAAUACGUGCCUUUCUACCUUGGAAUGUGCUGCAAUAGCUCUUUCAAUUUUGGAAAAAAAUCCAGAAAUUCAGGAGACUAUCCUCCGCCCUCUUCAAGCCCUGUGUUCGUUCCAGUUGCAGCAUGGUGCUCAGAUACAUCAUAGCAAAGAACAUUUACUUAAAAGUGGCAUGUAUGACAAACCAAUGCCAAAAAAUAAACGCAAGCUUAAGAGAAUGGAACUAUUGGUUAGCAAUGUUAAAAUUUAGAACUUUUUUUUAAUUAAAAAAAGAUGUGUGUGUGUGAGACUAUGAAACAGAUAAUAUGUUUAGCUAAACAAACUUGUUUUAGCACUGACAGUGAGUCAAAGUGAAUAUAUGAAAAAGAAGAGCUGUUUGUGUUCUAAGUUACCUAUUAUCAAUACACAUAUGUCCAAGAUUGGUAGCUUGGUCAAACAAGAGGAUGAGGUAAAACAAGGUGAAAGCUCGUUUGUCUAUAGGGCUUAAUUUUUUAUUGAUGAAAGUUUUGUUAAGAAAACAGUAACCCUAUUAUUUAUAAGUAGGCAAUACGAGUACAGUUACAACACAAGAUCUAGACUUACACUUGAGCAAAUGGCUACAAAUAUACCCCGUACAUUCCUUUUUGCUGUUUUCAUACUUUUAUGUGUUGAAUAAUGGGCCUUUUUAAAAACGUAUCAUUUUAUAUUUAUCUAGAAGUGGUGCCAGACAUGUUCAUUUAAUGUUUCUAUACAAAAAUGAUAUUUAAAAGCCAAUGUCAACCAACACAUUUAUUUUGUUUGUAUAUGGAACAUUUACUAUGCAAUAAACAAGGAAAGUUAUCUAAUCUGGCACAUUUUCAGUGUUUUUAAGGGUUUUCCAUUUUUCUUUGUAUAAUGACUCAUUGAUUUAGCACAUUUUUUUAAUGUCAGUCCUCAUUAUAUCUGAACUAAAGCACAGGUGAAAAAAAUCAGUUGAUCAGUAACCAUGGUUACUAACCUGAUAUCAGCUGAUUAUUUUACCUGUGCUCUAGUUCAGAUAUAAGGAAAUGUGGCCUGUUAGGGGGUCCCAAGGAUCGGAAUUGAGAAACACUGAUUUAGCAGAAUCUUUUUAAAAUGUACAGUGAAGACAUUAAUAUAUUUUGAAGACAUUCUUAAAUAUUAAUCAUACUAUGAUAUGUGCAGAAAUGCAAAUUUGGACUUGAUGUACUAGUAAAAAAGUCAAGAUUGUUUUGCUCAUGUUAAUGCAUUCAGCUGUGAUUUUAUUUUUCAUCUGUAUUUGUAAUAAAAAAAAUAAAAAUAAUAA